GUUAGAUCUAUUUUAUGCCGUGGAAGGUAGAAGUGGGGACUCUGGCGAGGACAUUUCGUCCAGUUAUGGCGGAAAAUGUUUUCGUUCUACGAUAGAUACUGAUCCGCGUUUAUAUCGGUUUAUCGACUCGGCCGAUCGUUGACUUGACACGCAACGCUGAGUCCCAUUUAAAUCCUGGUGGAAGUCAUAUUUCGUAAUCAUGGAUACGCGUGGCAUCGAGGUCACGAAUCAACUUCGAAGCGCCAUUCGUGCCAAACUAAACGAACUAGGUGUGCGCUACGAUGAGGAACUACCAGACUACAUAUUGGUGAUGGUGGUCAACAAGAAAUCUCGUCAACAGAUGCACGAUGAUCUAAAUCUAUUCCUAGAAGACUGCACUACCACAUUUGUAGAUUGGUUGCACGAUCAAGUGUUGAAGAAACUGCAGAAAGUCACCGUAGCGAAGAAGAAAUCAUCUCGUGAGUUUGUACCUACAGUAGUGGUGAAGCAGGAGGAGGAGAGAAAAAAACGAAAGAUAUCCGCAACUUCGUUUCUGGAAGAUCAGACUGCGGAGCAGUCGGGUAUCGACAAGUCCUUGGAUAAAAAUGUGAAGAAUGAUAAACAACUACCUUUGUUGCAAAAGCAACAAACAAUAAAGCCUUCCGUAUCUAAUCAAAACUCGGAACAGAGUUGCAGCAAAAGCAUGGAAAAAAAUGCAAAGGGUGUACAAAGCAACAAAAAUAAAACGGACGAGGCAUUGACACAUAGCAGUGAAUCUUGUCAAGAAUCUGUUUCCUCGAAUAGACCGCAGCAGAGUUUGGCACGUGACGAAAACACGACGAAAGAGAGCACCGCGUUGGAAAAUUCUACCACGAAGAUCUCAGAUCAUGAGCAGAGACCGAGCGAGGCAGCGCCGGGUAAUAAAAGCUUGAAGAGAUCACUGGAGACGAGUAGUCGUCACGACAGCAUCGAGAAGAGAGAUAACGAGGUCAAGCGAUCGAAGCCUUCCGAGAAAGAGGAAAAGGAGGACGCAUCGUCAUCACCGGACACGGUUUCGAGGAAGCUCAAAUCCUGCGUGAACAAACCAAAGAUCACGUCGGUCGUAUCGGUGAAGAAUCGUUUAGGUGUAGUGUCGCCGCGGAAGAAGUUCGAAAAUUACAGGGAGAAGGAAGGCAACGGUCGCUCGCGUCCGUUGGAGAAGCGAUUCGAGAAGUCGCAUCGUUACGACAACGAUCGCAGCAAGAGCAGAAACUUUGAGAUGGACGAUCGAAAUUCGAGACGGAAUCGCGACGGCGAGUCCUCGCGUCAUCAUGAACAGAUGAAUAGGCUCAAUGAUGUAAGGAGUCGAAUAGAAAGCAACAAAAAUGAGAGACUGAAUAAAAACCUGACAGAGUCUAGAGAGAGAAUCCUGAAUCCUGGUUCGAAAACGGACAUAUCUGCCAGAAAGGCCAUGUGUACCGUUAAAGAUCGUCUAGGCAUUGCAAAUAUCAAUAAUAAAAUGCAGAAGCAAUCUAUAAAAUUGCAAGAGGCGGUGGAUUAUCGGAAUAACUCAAGGAGUUUGGAGCAGAUCGGUAACAAUACUAAGAAUAUCAAGGAUAGAUUAGGUCCGGUGAAAAACCAUUUCAGGCCGCAACAAUUGCAUAAAAGAAAGCAAUCUCGCGACAGUGAAGUCAACGAAUCCAUAACGCCUAUGAAUCCCGAAGAGGAACAGCAGGAGGAGGACGACGAAUUAGACAAUGAUCAAUCGUCCACUGGCCCCGUGAAGUCGCGCAUAGUCGCCGUGAACAGAUCUGCAUCCUCCGCUGUAGCAAAGACUGAGAGAAAACGCUCAAGAAUCACGAACGAAGUAUUGUUCAAUACAACUCAACAUUCCGGUUAUGGAGGCGCAAAGUUGCAGUCGGAUAAGAUGGAAAGAGGGGCAUCCAGCGAUGUAGAUGACGUAAACAUUGAAGAUACGAGGCUGCCAAGUAAAGUGAUUGUCACGCCAAGACCUUUGAAGCCGCUGCAACCGACGCAGAAACGUGCUACGCAGUCACUUCUGUUGAGAGCGGUCGCGGAAGCGAAUCAAUCCGUCGUCAAGCAAAAAAAUCCUGAACCGUCCCUGUUGGACAAGAAGCCGGUGUUAAAGCGUCUUAAGCCUACUCCAGCUCGUGAUGUAAGUCAAAACUUGUCGGUACAUUUUAAUUCUAAUAAGAGACUGGUCAUGGAAAAGAUUCAAGUCGAAUUAAACACGGUAGAUAAUCUGGAUACGGAAGACGUCGAACCUUAUGUACCUCAAGCAGUAACGGACGAGCAUAUGGGAGUUGUGAUGUCGUUGUUCCAAAGGAGUGACGACAAUCAGAAGUUUUUAGUCACUUUGAAUGGAUAUAACAACAAUCUCAUGAAAGAGAAGAUGGGCUCUGAGGAUGAUGAAGAACGACUAGAAAUGGAGGUGAACGAGGACGACGAGCUCGCCCUGUUGACGACGAAUAGUGAGACAUACACGGCGACGACAACAACAACAUCGGCACAGGCAUCGACGCCAAUCGAGUUGGAAGCAAGUGCGUUUAGAAUAACGACGGAUGGAACGGAGGAUGACACAGAAGACGUCAGUCUUCUUCUCUCCUCGAAAGAGGCGAGCGGACAGGAGAAUAAUGAAAACUGCAAUACGGAGAACAUGGAUAAGGCUGAUGAAGCGCCGCGAAAACGGAGAAAAUUGAGUCCAAUAGUAUACAACAGAUCUCAUUCGCCGAGUCCUACACGAUUGAAAUCUACCGCGUCAUUAUUGCCAACGGUAGUCGCAAAACUUACAGAUAAGAAAACGGAAAGCACAGGCAUAACUGUAUCAGAUAAAUCUAGAGAGAACUGUAGGUAUUGGCCAAAUUGUACGUUAGGAAACAAAUGCGCAUACCUUCAUCCUCCUGUUAUGUGCAGUGCCUUCCCAGCAUGCAAGUUUGGCGACAAGUGCGCCUACAAGCAUCCUAAGUGCAAGUUUGGUUUAUCUUGUACGAAAUUGGGCUGCGUGUUUUCUCAUCCAGCCCAACAGUGCAAGUACCAUCCGUUUUGCACGAAACCAGCGUGUCCGUACUCUCAUCCGGUUACUUCCAUUCCGGCAACGGAAGCGACGAAUCAGCGGGCAAAAUUUACUUGGCGGCGGCGAGAUUGAAUGAAUUGUCGCGAAUGUACAAAUUUGUCUUACAUCUACCGGGUAACAAUCAAGUUUCAGACCGCAAAAAAUUACUUUGUAUAAAUCGAUGAUAAGACAUACCUCACGCAAUUUUCAAUUUUGACGUGAGAUCAUAGCAGAAUUGAUUUCGUUAUUGAAGAAUGUAUCUGGAAAAAAGUAUGAAGCUUUAGUCAUGAUUUAUUAUAUUGUAUCACAGCUUGCUUUCUUCUGAUGAUUUGUAUUUAAUGAAAUAGAAAAAUCAUAAAAUCUUUUAAACAAAUUGAAUCAUUUAAUUUUAAUUAAGAUUAUAAUAAAUUAUUAAAGCUUUAAUUUGUAAUUUAAGAUGAUACAUAAAGUCGUUGAUUUACUUCCAUUUUAUCUAUUUUCAUAGACUCUAAGAGCUCGUGCGUGUGCAUUGUCAGUCCGUAUUGUACGAUUUGCUGCCAUUUUUAGAUUAUAGUUCUUGUAUGUGCGAAAGAAAAAGAUAUAGUUUAGUUUUAAAUAGGUCUAGCCUAUGUCGAUUCUAUCAGCCUUGAUUCUAAGACUUCUCUUAUAAUGCAAGUGGUAUCUCACUGCAGCAAUUUCAUUUGUUAUAUAUAUUAUAUAGCGAAUAAUGCAGCCUUACUGCAUUAUAAUAUGCUCGAGAAUGUGUCGCCACUUGUGCGCUUCUAAUUAUAUUGUUAGUAUAAAUAUAUACACACAUACACAUACCACAAUAAAAUCUGAAGAUAGGAGAUGUGGGAAGAAAAGAUAUGGUUUAGAAAAGAAAUUGUAAUUUACAGAAAUAUAAUUGUGUAUUUGCUUUUGAUAAUGAUACAUCUCAAUAAUAUUAUAGAUCUUAUGUACGACAAUUUACUAGUUAUAUUAAUAAUAAUAAUAAAGUAGAAUCUCUUUUUUUAUGAUUCUAUAUAAUUUGUGUAAAUUAAAACGUGAUCAAAGUAUGUGAUUUUUAUGUCAGUUUUAUUCUUGAAACUUUCUAUCUUUUUCUCACACAUUUCAUAUUUUCAAAUUGUAUUUUAUAUAUGCAUACACACUAUACAUACACACUAUACAUACACACACACACACACACAUUAUAUACAGGAUGUCCAAAAACUAUCAAACUUCCUCUUAAUGGCAGAUUUCUUCAGAACGAAAGAGCAUUUCAGAACGAAAAUCCUAAUAUAAAAAUGUCGAGGUUAUAAUAGUUUUUAAUGGGAAGCAAUUAAAUUUUACGAAUGAGAAGGCUGAGAUUUCGCAAUUUCAGACACAGUGAAAUAACAAAUAAAACAAGUGCUUUAUGAAUGGGGCGCUCUUUUUAUAAAUGUUUUAAGGAAUCUGCCUUAGAGAAAGUCCGGUAGUUUUGAAACAUCCUAUAUAUAUAUAUAUAUAUAUAUAUAU
Molecule: messenger RNA, 4504 nt
Organism: Cataglyphis hispanica
Lineage: Eukaryota; Metazoa; Arthropoda; Insecta; Hymenoptera; Formicidae
Gene: Nab2
Product: zinc finger CCCH domain-containing protein 14
Exons: 7
Coding region: 200-3124 (974 amino acids)
Biological process (GO): regulation of mRNA stability
Cellular component (GO): nucleus; cytoplasm
Molecular function (GO): metal ion binding; poly(A) binding
Source: RefSeq, a predicted model, not a curated record